AGAUUGUUUGUAUUUCUUAACGUGUAAAUUCAAAUGGGGUUUAAAAACCGACAAAACAAAUAAAACCUUGAGAAAAUCAAAGAAAGAAAAGUGAUUUGUCCAAAACAUCUUGUCUCAAUAAUAUUUAUUUUAUUGUGAAAAAAUAUUAAAAACAAAACAAAAGAAUAAGAAAACAAGUCAAACCAAAAAAAAAAAAAAAAAAAAAUCAGCACAAUAAUAUUUUGAGAAAAUUUUGUUACAAAAAAUUUCCCCAAGAAAUUAAUUCAUAAAACCGUCAACAUGCAAAGGAUAAAGGCUGCUAUAAACAAUCGCUUACAGUUGGAUAGUAAGUGGCAACAGCUAAAGGAGUUACCCAAAAGUCCAGCAUUCCAGGGGACUGCAGCUGUACUGGUCGCCGUGGGAUUAUUAACAUGGUUACACAUUCGUCCCUUGGGUCUAUUCUUUUUGUUUAUUUUCGGUUUUUGGUUCUAUAAAACCCGCCUGAAUAUACGCAUACAAACCCCGCCCGAAUUGAAAAAGCAUUUACAACAGAUCGAACAACGUCUAUUGGAGUGGCGUCAGAAUAGACCAGUCAUGUUCAGUGCUGUGGCAAGCGGUGCUCUGGGAGCCUUGGCCGUUGUUGGUCAUUUGGUGACAGGUUCAAUGGCGGUGCUGGCUGGACUUGUGGUUGCCGUUGUCAUAUCGAGCAAAUAUAAUUUCAAAAUCAUGAAAAUCGAACCAAGUGAACUCACAGAUUGGACCGAGAAAGUAUAUCCGGAAACCGAAAUGGAUGAUGAAUUUAUGCCCGAAGUCAAUGAGACCAAUUUGUUUCUUUUGGAAAGAGCCAGCGAUCUGGCCUCGCUCACCUCACCCACAGAGGAUUUGGAGAAUGAUGAAGACAAAAGCGAUGAAGUACCCUCAGAAUUGUUAAUACCCGAUUCCAUACCCGAAAUAGAUGAAAACUCCACAGACGAAGAACAAGAUGAUUUAAUGCCCAUCAUAAAGUCAUCUCAGUUGAGAGAAGAAACACCGGUGCCAAGCUCCUCCACAACAGCCACCACAGUUAAAUAUUCCCAAUCGGGUGAUGCUAUUGAAUUUAAAAAAGGUCACUUUAAACGUGACUCUUCACUGUCGACCACAUCCUCCUCGUCGGAGGAAUCACUGUCAAAGGGACUGCAGUUUCCCGAUCACACAACGGUGGUGGAUAGUGCCCGAAAAUCACAAUCUACGGCCGCCGCCACCGCUGGCCACAAUCAAGAGGUCAACGAUGUUGUGGCGUUGGCCGUUAAAGCACAAACACAAGCUUUAUUCAGUAAUGGUUCGAAACUAAUACCCACAAUUGUAUCGGGUUUGGUGCAAAAUGUUUUGGGUACCAGCGGUACGGCGGGCGGUCCAAUGAUUAUACCACCCAAAAGAGUGCUAUCCACCAAUCUAGAGUCAUCGGAUGAAAGUGAUUUUGAAAUUCUAGAAGAUGAAGAUUUUCAAUAAGCAAUUUUGAACUGCAAACAACAAAUAUCCCCCAAAACACACACACACAUACAUAUUUUCAAAACAUAUUUAGGACAUUUAUUAAAACAACAACAACAAAUAAGAAAAAAUGAUGAUAAGCUAAACGAAAAAAAAAGAUUUGUGAGUUAUAAGGCGAUGCUACAGUUAUUGAAAAAGAUACUUUAAAUUGGAAACAAUCCAUACAGUCGAUGGUAGGAGGAAGAAUGUAAAA
Molecule: messenger RNA, 1699 nt
Organism: Musca domestica (house fly)
Lineage: Eukaryota; Metazoa; Arthropoda; Insecta; Diptera; Muscidae
Exons: 4
Coding region: 280-1467 (395 amino acids)
Source: RefSeq, a predicted model, not a curated record